AUGUUCCAAGGGCCGAGCACACCAUACCCUGAACGUCUGCGAACCUUUUCUGGCUUCUGGAAUGAGCAUGAGGCAACAGCACGCCAGCUGGCGGCGAUAGGACAUGUCUACGAUCGGCCGCCGCUCGAAGCGAUCGAAGAAGGCUCACGGUGCGUGACAUGCAGUCAGUUCGUCAGGCGAGAGUCGAGCAUUCGAGCCCUUGAGGGUUCCUUGGGACAUCGCCGAAAUCAGGACGGCGAUUAUGAGACAGGCUUUGGAGGCUUUGCUUUCCACUUCCCAAAUUGCGAGCGACUGCAAGUCAAGAUUCCUUUAGACCCGCAAGCUACACUUGGCGGACUACACGGCGGCCACCGUAUUGGCGACCUUAGAGAACGGUGGGAGGAGCGAUCUUCAAGAACUACUCGGUCAACGACUUCUAACUCAGAGGUGCUUCAGACUAGUCCUCUCUUCUCUCUACCGACUGAGCUGCGACUUGAAAUCUAUGCUCGCAUACUUCCGCAACUCGAUGAAGUCACCGAUAUCGUAUCGCUGCAUCGAGACUCAGCCCGUGUAUGCACAAAGACUGCUUUGACCAAAGCCAAUGCCAGAGAUUACAGUAAAGCGAACCUCCUACGCUGCUGUAAAACCAUACAUGAUGAAGCACUCGACAUCUUAUACACGAACCGUACCUACAGGUUCGGGAGCAGUAAACUUCUCUACCUCUUCCUGCGGAACAUAGGACACCACGGCCGACAACAACUAAGAUCGGUCGACAUCUGUGGACCAAGCAGAGAAGAUGCGAUUGCCUUUUCACUCCUCGCAAGUUGCUCAAAAUUACGCAGCCUUACGUUACGCUGGACCAGACCAACACUACUCAUGCCACAAGCACGGCCGAUUUGGGUCACUGAUAGUGUGGCAGCAUUACUAGAAAUCAGUGGCGUUCAUGCUGUUGAGUUCGCGAGCGAUGGUCCUGAUGUCAAAUCGUGCUUGAAGGAGGGUAGUGAGGACGCUGCUAUCGUGCGCGCACAAUUAACAAGACCAAAGGGCGAAUCAGGAUCUAUUCGAUGGGUAGAUGGUAACAUGGAUGUCUGA
Molecule: messenger RNA, 1071 nt
Organism: Recurvomyces mirabilis
Lineage: Eukaryota; Fungi; Ascomycota; Dothideomycetes; Mycosphaerellales; Teratosphaeriaceae
Exons: 1
Coding region: 1-1071 (356 amino acids)
Source: RefSeq, a predicted model, not a curated record